AUGCCUGACUCCCAUUGUGUCCGUUCAGACGUCAUUCAGGUUGGCGACAGUAUUGCGUUUAACUUGUUGUCCUCCUCGGGAUCAACUCUGCAGGAGGUCAGCAGGUUAGAAGCAUCUUUCAGCCAGCUAGAAAACAGCAGGGAUGGCAGGGAUUAUACCAAUAUAGCAAUAACAAACACAGGAGCCAAAGAGGUCAAAGGCAAGAUAUGCAAGUCCAGAUUACCGGUUAGGGCACCUUGCCGCAAACUAUGCAGUCAAAGUCCACACGUAGUAAAAGAUAAUGUGGAUAAAUACCGUGUAAGAAAAAAUUCAAUUCAAAAUGUCAGGGAAAGAUUAGACCCUUUUAACAACGUAUUUCCUAAAUCGAGAAUUCCAGUAGUGAAAGUCAUAAAAAACUCCUCUGGUUACCGGGGGAAAAAGCAGGUUCAAACUAAAUCUGUGGUUAGUAAUGAAAGUCUUAAAACUGACAGGAGUAAUAAACAACCAAGUCGAGGCAGAUUGAGUGCUGAAAACAGAUGCAGUUCAGUAAAAAACGCUGGUAUAUGUAGCACAAAUGAGACAAGGAGAAAAAACUGUGCAAUGGUCUCAAAACACAUUAAAACAAGGUUGGUUAAUAGCCAGGCAGGCAAACAUUUGGACCAAACUUUCAAGGAGGCUGAAAGAAAGUUAGAAGGGAAAACACUGCCCACUGAGGACGAAGGGAGCUGCAGCCACAGCACUACCAGGAACACUUCCUUGUCAGAACCAUCUAGAGCUUCUAGAAGUUCCCGCCCUUCACGCACUUCUACCUCCACCUCCACCUCCACCAGCACCACCACAUCAACACCAUCUGCUAGAGAUGUGAGAGCUGAGGUUGAGCAGGCCAGCAGUGAGAGGAGGAUGAGGAGGAGCAGGAGGAAGAGUAGGCGGACACUUGGGAAGGAGCAAGAGCAGAAGGAGGAAGGGAAUCAGGUUGAUCAACCAAUCACGGCUCCUGUCACAGAUAACCAGACUAGUUUGUAAACUCUUUCUAAACACUUGUUAUACUUCUAUCUUUAUCUCUGAGAUGCAUGUAGCUGUUGUGGGUGCUCUGUGAUGUGACGUUGUAAGUGUAGCUGUCACUUCUUCUUCCUGUCGUUCUUGUUAUCUGUGUCCUGUGCUGUCUGAUUUAGACAAAGAGGUAAAGGCUAUGAUUUGAUGAGAGAAUCAGCAACACUAAAUAUUUGUCCCUGGUUCCCUGAAUGAUUGAUGAUUAAAAGUGGUUAGGGUAAGGGCUAUCUGAAUACGUAAUAGGAGAGUGGAUUAACUACCUCAUGGUGUGGGAGCUUUAACAGACUAUAGAGAAGUCUUGGAUGCACAAUAACUACAAUUCCAAAUUAGCCAACUUGUUUUAAUUGUCAGUAUCUGUUUGCAAGAAUGUACUGAGGGGCUAAGUUAAGACUUAUUCCUACUCCUUUCUGUUACUGUGGGGUCUUAUAGGCUGCCACACACAUUGUCACUUUCAUACCACUCAACAGAUCAAGUUAGCCUCGCACCUCACCACACGAUGACACCACACCGCUCACUUUCACCCUCUUAAUUAGGCCCUAGAUGUAAAAAGA
Messenger RNA from Eleginops maclovinus (Patagonian blennie), 1580 nucleotides. RefSeq names its product histone H3.v1-like. NCBI's taxonomy places the organism in Eukaryota, Metazoa, Chordata, Actinopteri, Perciformes, Eleginopidae. The record is from RefSeq and is a predicted model, not a curated record.